Messenger RNA from Paramuricea clavata, 7162 nucleotides. The record is from the annotation of a GenBank genome assembly. NCBI's taxonomy places the organism in Eukaryota, Metazoa, Cnidaria, Anthozoa, Malacalcyonacea, Plexauridae.
UUCAGGGCAUUAAAUUAUGGUGCUUUGGGAGUAAUAAUUGGUCAUGAAAUCACACAUGGAUUUGAUGUCUCUGGUACGCUUUUAUUUAUUUGUUAUUAAUCCAAUGAACUAAAUAGUUAUUAUUAUCAAUUAUUUAGUUUGUUUGGCCUUCAGUUCCACAAACUGAGUCCCUUGAUAAUUCUUUAUAUCAUACGAAACCGAAUCCAAUAAUUGAGAAAUAAUCAAAUAAUGAUCAGUUCUUUUUUCCAUUUGCAGAAAGUAUUGUCCUUUUUCCUUCAUAUGUACUUCAAUUAAGAUGUUUCAAAAUUUAAACCUUUCGUUGCUGUUUUCGUUGAUAUUUCAUCUUCAUUAAAAUUUCAUUCCUUCAAUCAAUUUCCACAUUUCGUAUUCGUAACAGGGGCGUAACACAUCGUCAGAGAGUUUAACAUAUUUUUUCAUAUCAACAUUAUGACGUCACUCUGUAUAAUCUAUGUCAAAUAUUCAUGUGUGGUCGCCUGCUAUUGAGAGCUAUUGAGUUGAUAUGACGAUUUCGCUGUUGGCUGUUAGUCAAUCAGAAUUACCGGAUAUUUUUUAAAUGAAUAAUAAUCUUCAUUGAAUUAUGAAAAAAGUAGAUUUAUACACCACUUCGCAACGUGAACAAUUUUAACAUGGAUUAUUCUGCCAAAUUGCACUUGAUAUAAGGUAGAUUUGUAAGAAAAAUUAAACAGAGUAAUUCAGGGUCUAUCUCGAGUCCUAACCCUGAUGUAAAUCAAAUUAGCGUAAGGAAUCCGAUUGUUAUUACAGAUGUAUCGCAUUCACCCCAAAAAUGUUGACGAACACGCCCAUACAACUGGGACAACUGUGGAAUAGGCCUCAAGGACAGGUUGCAGAAAUUUCAAAAUCGGGCUGCAAGAGUAAUUUCUAGUGCGACUUACGAUGUUCGGUCGGUUGAUUUACUUGAAAGCCUGGGUUGGAAACACCUAGAACUAAGGCGAACUUAUCUAAAAUCUGUUUUUAUGUAUAAAAUUCUGAAUAACCACACCGCACCAAAUCUAAGAACAUCCUUUCGAUUGAAUAAUGAAUGUGACAAUACCUAUGAUCUUAGAAAUAGAGAAACCGAUUUGUCUCUUCCUAAACCGAAUACCGAUUCUGGUAAAAGAUGCUUCAAAUAUAACGGAGCGGUAGUAUGGAAUAAUUUACCGUAUGAGGUAAAAGUAGCGGAAUCUUUAAGUUCUUUUCAAAGAACUAUUAAUCAGGCAAACACUUAAAAUUGGCUCGUCCUGUUGCCUACUGUAUAUGUAAUUCUUCUUUCUUUGUUUUUGUAUUUUUAAUGUUUACCUGUACUGUAUAUUUCUCCAAAUCACGCCCCUCAUGGAAAUCAGCUCCUAGUUGUUGAGGCCAGCGUGCUUAAAUAAUUUUUUUGUAUGUUGUUGUUGUAUACUUUUUGUGCGUUUACAAUUAUAAACCGCUAAUCAACUGUUUGUAGUAGCUAACUGUCUCUAAGAACCUGAUUGGUUGUUUUUGCCUAAAAAUACAAAAAUUAAGAAGUAUAUAUGAUACUGUUGCGUGUUACCAUGACUCCAACGCAUUAAAAUGAAUUACUUCAUACCCAAAUAGCUUUUGGAAGUAUGUCUCGGUUAGAAAUUGCGUGGGAUUGCCACAUGUUUGUAUUUUCAAUUAAUAUAAUACAAUUAACAUAACAAAUACGUAUAAGCACUGUUUAAAACACGAGUAGGAGUGUUUUAUCAGAUAUCAAACCGCGAAGCGAGAAAUAGUUUAAAAUACGACUACAAAAGAAUACUAAUUAGGAUGAACAAUUGUAUAGUCAUACUAAUUAGGAUGAACAAUUAUAUAAAGAAUACUAAUGAAGAUGAGUUUUAUUAGAUAUAAAGUCACUCCACGUGAUGUGUUAUGGCUGACAUGAUUUGCUACAUGGUUUAUGAAUUAUUAAUGAUAUUUUAAGUAAUUAUUAUUUUAUGUGUUUGUUCUUUUGUGCGCAGUAUCGUUUUUCUUACUAUAUUGUUUUCUUGCUCUUUUGUUUACUCCCGUUUCUUAUUUCCCCCAUUUUCUGGUUUCUUUGUUUCGCCCGCUACACCCGUAAAUGUAUUGACAUGUCAAUCGCUAAGCGUAUUUACAGCUAGAGCCUAGCUUAGAAUGAUAGGUGGGUUUGUUUAAAAUUAAAUAAAAAUGCUCACCACGCGCAUUAAACUGUGAUGAAAACUACCUAUAUAGUUCCUAUAUAGUAGGCAUGCAUAUGAGUUAUCUAAUGAUUAGUUACCUUUGUUCUAUUAACAGCUGCAUGCUUUGCAAACCUUAAACUCUAAGCGUGCAAAGCAUAAUGGGAACAUAUUUAAUCAGUUUAGAAAACAUGUAUGGGGCCCAUUUCUUGGAGGCAUUGUAAAUAUCUCCUUAUGAAAACAAUUCAUUCACAAAUAGCUGCAAUACUCAACUACUAAGCUUGAAACUUGUGUUCCAUUAAGCUUUGCGGGUUUAGAGUUUAAGGUUUAAGCGGUUUGCAAAGGACAGCCUUUCUUGAAUUGGCUGAAAAUUCUGUCGCAAACUGGAACAUAUUAAGAGGCAAUUUUUUUCAAUGUUGCGUAUUUGCAAUGAAAAGUGUUCAAAACCUAAAAUCUUUUUGGCGUUCCGCUCAAAAUUACUUUGUUUUAGCUUUAUUCUCUAGUUUAUAGAGUUAACUACCUUUUUAAAUGCAUCUGCCGGUUGAGAAACAUAAAAUAAUAGUUAAAAAUUGUUAAUUAAAAUACAAUUAUCAAUGAUGCUUUAAAAUUGACGCCAUAUUUACAGCCAUAUAAGCAAAACUUACUGAACUUCAGACAUCAUUUUCUCUUUGGCGUAUCAUCUAAAAUCUCUUCAUUUUAGCAUUAUUUUAUAAAUAAAGCACUAAACAUACUUUUUAAGUUUGGUUGCCGAUUGAGAAACGUAUCGAAAAAUAAAAAUUUUGAAUUUAGUCAUAACCUCAAGUGGUAUAUUGUACGCAUUAGUUUUGAGCGCGUGUUACGUAACAUUGAAAAAAAUCUCCUCUUAAAGAUGAGUUACUUAAAAGCUUAAUCAUGUUACUUUUUUUUUCUAUGCUUUUGUAAACUGAAACCGGAAGUUGUAAUUAAGUAUGAACAGAAGUCGGGGGAAAUUUAUCCUCAAAAAUAUUAUUUUUAAAUUUGUUUAUCGUUAAUUUAACCAGGCAGUCAGUUUGAUGAGAAAGGAAAUCUGAGAUCUUGGUGGACUGCACAAUCACACAAAAAUUAUCGAAAAAGAUCAGACUGUAUAGCAGUACAAUACAACAACACAUACGUGUAUGAAAGAAAGGUAAUUAAGUCAAAUUGAAAAGUGGAGGUAGUCCAAUUUUGGCGCGUAACCUUGCAGUAAUUAAGUAUUGAGUUUAAUACGAAAAUAUCUCAAACUCAUUAAUAAUUCUCAUGAAUUAUUAAUUAUAAGCCAACCAUAUUGCCUAUGUUGCUCACAUGAUAAUACUGGAUACCUGAUGAAGUAUAUAGAUCCAGUCCUAGGACUGGAUCAAAAUUCCCUCGCAUUCCUCGCAUUUUGAUGCGAAUUACAUGCAAAUCGUCGCAUUUUGAUCCAGUCCUCGGCUUCGCCUCGACGGAUGAAUUGCGGGACUUGAAAUCUAGUCCUGCAGUAGGCCGUUUGCUGUGACCUCGAAAAGUGCCUAUAAAACGAUUUCACUUUCGAACACGCUGAGUUCAAAUCCGGAAACCUCCCGCACCGUAGACCCGCAGUUUUCUCACAAAUUGCGAUUUCAUCUUCACUAAUUUCACAACAAUUCUUUUCAUUGUUCAAUGACACGGAUGGAUGAAGAGACACGAUUGCAUAACUCAAAAUAACUAAUUCCUAUGAACCAGUCUCUACAUAGGCUCAGAUUCCAGCCGUUGUGUUCUCUACAUUGAACAAAAUCUCUACAUUGAACAAAAGACCUUUUUGCGUGGUUUAUUUUGAGUUAUGUAAUUUUAAGCGCGUUGGACAUAAGCAACAUACACUGUAUCUUGUCUACAACUUUGGGAAGGUACCGAUAUCGCUUUGUAAAACCCUCAGUUCUGGCUGUAUCUCUAUAAAAUCACAAGGACGUCAAUGUUAAGUCAUUGGGCUAUGUCUCUGGGAUGAGAAAUAAUUCCUUACAUGCCAUCAAAAUGUUUUAUACAUCAAAAUGUUUUAUACAACGAUAUAAAACGGUAAUCUUAUGGAAUGGGUCAGCAUUUACAUUUCCAACACAGUUUCUGAGAUGUAAUUCAAGAGGUAACUUAUCAUUGCAUUUGAACUAUUAUUAUAUCAGUUCGUGUUAUUCUGUGCGAUAAGCGAAUAUUAUUGGAAAGAGGGCUGCCAUAUACGUUAAAAUCACCAAAUAAACAGCUUAUGCACACAUUUCUGCACUUCGUCGUAAGUUUACAGAGCAGAUUUUAUACUUUGGCACUAAUCUUUGUCUUUGAUGUGAGCAUUUAUUCUUCUAGUUUAAGGUUAUUUAAGAUUGAUCCUGUCGUCAGUCUUCUACCAGCAAACAAUCGACAAUAUUUCAUUUUAGCAUUCUCUUAGCCGUUAUGUUGGCUUCGUUACCUUGAUCGCGUUAAAAUAAUUAUUUUUUCAGGCCAGUGACAUAGCCAAAAGACUUAGCAUUAUUUCCUUGUGAUUUUACAGAGAUAUCGCUAGAACUGAGGAUUUUAGAAGGCGUUAUCUGUACUUUCUCAAAGUUGUAGACAAGAUAUGUUGUUUAUGUCCAACAUGCACGCAUAAGAUUACAUAACUCAAAAUGAUUCGAGCAAAACAGUCUUUUGUUAAAAGGAAGACUGGUUAAUUGAAACUGGUCGUUUUGAGUGAUAUAAUCGUGUGUCGUCAUCGAUCCGUGUCGUUGAACAAUGAAAAGAUUUGUUGUAAAAUUAGCGAAAAUAAAAUAGCAGUUUGUGAGAAAACUGCCUGUCUACGGUGCGGGAAGUUUUCGGAUUUGAACUCAACGUGUUCGAAAGUGUUAGUUCCCAUAAAAAAUAUUUCAGUUCCAAGACAUGCUCAAUGAAAGUGAACGAUAACGGGACGCAGCAAACGACCUACAGUCCUCAUAGUCGGAGUUGAAAUAUUACUUCACAUGCGAAAGUUCCUUUGACAUCUGAGACGUUCCAAUUUCACAUACGAAAUAGUAAUUUCACAUGUAAAAUUAAUUCUCACAUAUUAACCUCUAUUUUCACAUGUGGAAACAUUUGUGAAACAUAAAUUUCAUCUGUGAAAAUUCUAAAUUUCACAUAUCAAAUAGUAUUAUAUAGUAUUUUCCGCCAUCAAGAAUCUACGUCAUGAAGUCCACCUUAUCAUAACCCGCACACCCGAUUACCUAUAUAUACAUGAACUUACGGUUACAGCUUAACAGCUGGCCUCUGUAGCUCAGUUGGUUAGAGCGCUGUACUGGAAUCGCAGGGCCCUAGGUUCAAUUCCUACCAGAGGACCUUGUGCUGCAUUUUCGCAGUCGUUCCUGGUUAGGUCUUAAAAUGUAUAUAUUCUCACUUGGAUUCCAAACCCUAACAUUCUAAUAUUAAUUCCACCAAGUGAAGUGCAAGAAUCUAAGUCAUGAAGUCCACCUAUUGUGAUAUGUGCCAUUUUCUAGUUCCACACAAUGUUUUACAUGUGAAUUUAUUUUCAUAUUAAUUUUCUUGUCAAUAGGUUCUAAACUGACAAUUGCUAGUACCAUUUUCGCAUGGCUGUUAAGGAGCUUUAUUCGUGACGCAUUUUUGAGUAAUUUUACCUUGUUCAAAGAAAGUUUGAUAGCGUAAACAAAUUUUGAAGUAAUAUUUCAAGUACGACCAUGAGGACUGGACUAGAUUUCAAGUCCGCGCAAUUUGAUCAAGUCCGAGGCGAAGCCGAAUUGGAGGAUUUGAAAUGACAUCUCAUACGAAUAUAUCACUACUUAAAGUGAGGUGAAUUAAUUUUGAUCCAUUUGCUAGACCUGGAUGAAUAUAUUUCACCAGGUAUCCAGUAUUAUCAUGUGAGCAAAAUAAAGCAAUAUGGCUGGCUAAUUUACUCAUGCAUUAUUAAAAUGAUUUGAGAUAUAGGUUUACACUUCACAUACUUCGAUCAAACUGUACACCUUAAAAACACCCUGGUUAAAAUUUCCAUGGUUAGUAUAGAUAAUCAUGCGAUGUUGCUCCUACAAUUAGGGAUUAAUAGUACGAGUGAUGUUUGGAAAUUUUGCCAAAAUUGGACCAGCCGGGGCGAGUCCAAUUUGGCAAGUUUCCAAACAUCACGAGUGCCAUUAAUCCCUAAUUGUAGGAGCAACAUUGCAUGACUACUUGUUUAUUAUUAGCAUGACAAAAUUGGAUACUUAUCAAUGACAAUGUCAACAUCAUAUUAUCUCGCGAAAGCCCAGUCCUGCCAGACUUUCAACCAAAAUUUGGUGCUUUUGUUCGUAUUUUCAUUUAGUUAUCUAUAGUUCCUCUUGCUCAAUUCCAUUUCACAUUUGUGUUUAAAAUACCUUUCCGCCAUUUUGUUUGUUUUUGGAAAAUCAUUAAUUGUACUGCAGUACAAGUAAUGAAGUAAUUGUACUCCUCUCAACCAAUCAGCAUCCAGUAAUUUUGUCAUGCUAAUAAUUAGCCUGCAUGGCAGGUGGUCCCUAAAAUCGGGCAAGCCUGCCAUGUAGGCUAGCUAAUAACAAACUUAGAAAUGGCCCAUAUUUGGGUUGAUUUCAUAGACCUAUAGUUAAAUUUCCUGGUUAUUUUGUCUCACCUCCUACUAUUUUUACCAGGACGCCGUGGUUAAAUUAACCAGACUAGGUGGAUAAAUAAGAGAGUCCUGGUAGGAAGUGAGAUGAAAUAAACAGGAAUGUUAAGUUAAUUCAGAUAUAGGAUUAUGUCUAGAUUGACUAGGAAAAUUAACAGUGUUAUCUUCAGGGUGUACUUUGACAGUGUAAAGGAGAAGGUUCUUUUAUAUAUAUAUAUAUAUAUAUAUAUAUAUAUAUAUAUAUAUAUAUAUAUAUAUAUAUAUAUAUUUUCUUCUACAAUUUUUGUUUGGUAUUUUGAUUUAGUUGGACGGGGUGAAGACAUUAUCUGAAAACAUAGCGGACAACGGUGGUCUGAAGUACACAUAUCGAGUAAGUUUUUCUAAUUUUAAUAGUUUAUCAGAAAUUGAAACUUGCAGUCAAUAGUAGAUGAUGACUGAAUUGAAUCCAACUAUACCACUGGAG